Molecule: messenger RNA, 901 nt
Organism: Sinocyclocheilus grahami
Lineage: Eukaryota; Metazoa; Chordata; Actinopteri; Cypriniformes; Cyprinidae
Product: sodium channel protein type 4 subunit alpha A-like
Exons: 6
Biological process (GO): neuronal action potential; membrane depolarization during action potential; sodium ion transmembrane transport
Cellular component (GO): plasma membrane; voltage-gated sodium channel complex
Molecular function (GO): voltage-gated sodium channel activity
Source: RefSeq, a predicted model, not a curated record
GAGGUGCCCAGAAGGUUACACGUGUAUGAAGGCUGGACGAAACCCAAACUAUGGCAACACCAGCUAUGACAACUUUGGCUGGGCAUUUCUCUCCCUCUUCAGAAUCAUGACUCAGGACUAUUGGGAGAAUCUCUUUCAGUUGACCCUUCGUGCUGCUGGGAAGACAUACAUGAUCUUCUUUGUGGUGGUCAUCUUCCUGGGCUCUUUCUACCUGAUCAAUCUGAUCUUGGCUGUGGUUGCGAUGGCAUAUGACGAGCAGAAUGAAGCCACCUUGGCUGAAGCUAAUCAGAAAGAAGAGGAGUUUCAAAGAUUACUUGAGCAACUCAGGAACCNGAGCAACUCAGGAACCAAGAGCAAGAGGUCAGGCAGAAAAGCAUCUUUGGCCAGCCAGACAACACAAAGUCGAGGGUCAAACAGGACAGGUUCCCUGCAGAGUCUUGGUGGUGAUAAUGUAAUAGAGGACUGCAACGGCCGAAUAGUGCCUUGCCUUGUCGUCAACAGAGCCUCCUUUAACAAAGAGUUAUCAGCUGAAGAGGACCACAAGUCCAUGAGCUCCAAACACAGCAUGCAGUACCUGGAUGAGCCCAAACUCUCCAAGAGAACAGCUAGUGCUAUCAGUGUGGUCACUGCAACUAUGGAGGAUUUGGAAGAUGCUCAGAGGCCUUGUCCCCCUGGCUGGUAUAAGUUUGCUGAUAUUUUCUUUAAAUGGGACUGCUGCACUCCCUGGAUCAUAUUUAAGGAGUGGGUUCAUUUUGUAGUGAUGGACCCAUUUGUGGAUCUAGGUAUCACCAUCUGUAUUGUGCUCAACACACUUUUCAUGGCCAUGGAGCACUACCCCAUGAGUCCGGAUUUCGAACAUGUUCUCUUAGUGGGCAACUUGGUAUUUACAGGAAUCUUCACA